Molecule: messenger RNA, 3502 nt
Organism: Gryllus bimaculatus (two-spotted cricket)
Lineage: Eukaryota; Metazoa; Arthropoda; Insecta; Orthoptera; Gryllidae
Source: the annotation of a GenBank genome assembly
UUUGACAAUACCUUCUCCUACUUAUCGCACUCGGCAGCCCACCAUUGCGAAUGUCAUGACGUCACACAAUGCAAAAGCACUAUGCGUGAUUAUACGUUCAGAAAUGGAUAAGAACUCCUGUAAUGAAAGUGAGCAAUCAGAAUACAUGUACGGUGGUCAUCAGAUUGAAACCACUAAAGUAAAAAAACGUCCUAAAAGUUCUGUAUUUUGUAAAGAAACAAAUAAUUUAUCGAGAAAUAUAGUAUUUUUCUAUUAGUUGAAAUUAUGUAACUUUUUCUAUCGCUUCUAUUUCAUUAUUAAAAUCAACUGAAGAGCAUCACGCAAGGGAAACUUACAAUGCCUUUGAAGCAAGUUUGAUCGGUAAUGUUGGCUAAUUUGGAAGUUAGAAAAUGGAAGAUUAUUUCCAGCUGUUUGUGUUAAUAGUGAGGAGAAAUGUUGUGUCCAGAAGUAUGGAACUUUCCACCCCCAGCUGCAGUACAUCAAUUUAAGCGGGGGAAUUUUGCGAAGGAUUCGACCGCGUGUGAUAAACUAAUUAAUCUUCACCACUUUAACCAUUUGAUUUCUGUGGUGUUACCAAGCACAUCCAGCGUCCCGGACAGUUUGACAAGCUUACUAGAUGUUGAUAGUGAUUACUAUAAGAUACAGAAAGUCAAUAUCUCCGAAUUUGUCAAUAAAGAAUUUAUAGAAUCCUUUGUGAAAGAAGGACAUCUAACUGUGCUCAGUGACAGCUCUCGAAUAGAUUUAGAAGACUGUAUGUGUAUUACACCUAAUGGACAACUUGUUUUGAAUCUAGUAAGGGAGACGUAUCUGGAAUUGGGUUUGGAAGGAACUUCUUCAGCGGUUAGUUCUGGGACUGCACCGAGACAUACGUGAAGGCGGCGCGGCGGCCCUAUGCCCAAGCUGCGGCAGCCGGCGGCGCUGGAGGCCGCGGCGCUGCGGGCGGUGGGCGCGUUCGUGGCGGCGGCCGGCCGCGCCAUGCUGCUGCCCGUGUGCGCGCUCACGCAGCGCGACCCCGACCGCGGCCUCGCCGCCCUCCAGGAGCGCCUGCAAGCGCUGAACGAGCUGCUGUACGCGAGCGUGCCGUGGUACCUCUUCGACAAGAUGGCGCAGCAGGUGCUGACGGCGGUGUCUGCGCUCAUCCAGGAGACGAAGAACGAGUUCAACAACUUCGAGUCGAUGAGCAUCUUCAUGAACCACAUGAACGUGGUGGUGAGCCUGACGGAGGUGGCGGUGCACCCGCACCUCAGGCACAUCGACAUCUCGCUCUGGCCCAAGAUCAUGCGCUACGUGCUGUACCGCAACCUGCACCGCAUGACCGGGCUGGAGAGCCUGAACCUGGGCUCGGGCAGCAGCGGCUGGAAGAUGGCGGACAUCGAGAAGUCGAUCGUGGGCGGCAUCACCGCCAUGCACCACCUGACCUCGCUGUGCCUGUGCUUCGACUGCACCGACCACAUCCUGUCGCUGGUGGGCGCGGCGUGCGCGCGCCUGCAGAAGCUGGACGUGACGUCGUCGCGCUCGGUGACGAACCGCAGCGUGCCCGCGCUGCUGCAGUGCGCCCGGCUGCGCGAGCUGCACCUCUACCGCACCUCCGUCACGGUCGAGGGCUACGCGCAGCUGCUGGUCGGCCUCAAGGAGUUGGAGGACUUCGGCCGCUGCGACGAGUUCGGCCAGGUGCUCGAGUUCGCCAAGAGCGUUCUGGAGGACGGGCCGUACGGGCUGCGCAUCUUCCAGAGCAGAGAUGUGACGACGGCGCACUUGAACCUCCUCGUGGAGAUGUGCCCCAAAGUGACGCACGUGUCCAUUUUCCACGACGAACGGAUCAGCGACAUCACUGUUUUAGCCAAUUUGGACGACCUGAGCGAGUUGAAGCUGCUGUCGUGUGACUUUUUUACGGACAAUGUGAAGCAGCUCCUGGAGAUCAAAGGGCAGAAUCUGACGUGGCUCCACUUGGAGCACGUGGAAGAGAUCGAUCUGAACGCUCUCAUGUACAUCAGUCAGUUUUGCCCGAAUCUGAAGAAGUUGACGUUCUACAACUGCGAGUUUCUCGACCACACGUCGCUGUCGUACACGAAGCUCUCCGUCCCUCCGUUUCAAUGCCUCGAGAGGAUCGUCUGCCUGGCGGACUGCGCGCUGCUGCACCUCGAGUUCCUCCUGUCCAACUGCUUCAACAUUCGCUUCAUUCAGCUGGGCUCCUCGACCGGCAUAGGCGACGAGACGAUGGCCAAAGUGCUGCUGCGGAACCCCAUGAGGAAAUUGGAAGAGCUGAGAAUUCUCUACAGUGACAAUCUCAGCAUGCAAACAGUGCAGCUGUUGAUGACGCACUGCCACUCACUGCGCGUGCUGUCUGAACUUGAAAGUUGGCAAGGCAUCACUGAAAGGGAGCUCACGGAAUUUAGAAACCAUUUGGCCGGCAUUGGUCACAUAGGCAUCUGCAAGAAAGAACUGCAUGAUGCUCAAACUGAUGAUCUUGAGUACCAUGGUUCCAUCAGUACCCUGAAGCAAAGGCUAGUGACAGUAGACCUGUGCAGUCCUAGCUUCACACCAGGUAAAAAGAACUACAGCAGGGUGCGAGAGGCUCUACGAAACAGACUUCCAGUGUUUGAUUUGUUGCUUGUGUGGGAGCCACCUGGAGAAAAUAUAUGCCCAUCAUCUGUUGCAUCGUAUUUCCAUACUCGUGGUUACUCUGUGCUGCUUUGUCAGCCCAAGACUUCGAGGCACUUUGAGCAGAAAGUAUCAGUUCCCACUUUCCCAUUGCACAAAGAGGAUGAAGAUCCUCAAGACUGGAAUGAAGAUGCUGAGAAUCUCGUGGAAUGGCUGGGAGCUUUCUCUCUGGGGGCAGAUAUAACAACUGGGUCUCCGGACAACUAUUUAAAUAGUUACGAGCCUCCUUCACCCACUGUCAUGUGCAAUGGUGUUCUUGUUUUGGAGUGGAGAGGAUUUUUUUCUGCACAGAGGAUAUACAGUUUUUACUCUCUGCUCAGGAGAUUCAUAGAAGACACACCAGCAAGUCCUUGGGGUAGCCUGCAUGUCAAUGGGUUUGCUGACGCUCCAAUCAGUUGGGGCAAACAGGAGCACACAUUUUUCACAGAUGGAGACAACAACUACACACUGUUCCUACAACCCUCUCAGUACAUAGCCUGCAGCACGUACAGUUCAAAUAGGCGCCCACGAUCUAUUACAAAGCGAAAAAAGCAUUAUUAGAAUUUCUGAAAUGCGCACUUGCACAAUGUAGUUAGAGGGGAAAAAACUUUGCAAUCAAGGCUUCUUAAACACAUUGCGUACCGGCACCACAAACCAUCCUCAGACUGUACUGAACAGUGCUGAAUACAAGGUGUUGUGAAAAGUUCUAAAACUCUACAUUUCCUGAAGAGUAUGAAAUGAGAAUUCUCAUUAGCAGACCUCCUUGUGUUAAAAAUACUAUCUUUGAUAUGUAAUUGGAGAAAAUUAGGAUUAUAAAUGUAAAAUGAAUAAAUUCUUUAAUAAAAAGUUGUUUUGUUAGUCU